Trematosphaeria pertusa is the source of this 1338-nucleotide messenger RNA. RefSeq names its product kinase-like protein. Lineage: Eukaryota; Fungi; Ascomycota; Dothideomycetes; Pleosporales; Trematosphaeriaceae. The transcript has 2 exons. The coding region runs from base 331 to 1221 and encodes 296 amino acids. Gene Ontology annotation, biological process: protein phosphorylation. Gene Ontology annotation, molecular function: protein kinase activity; ATP binding. The record is from RefSeq and is a predicted model, not a curated record.
CAGUCGCCGACUCAAGCCCGCUGCUGCCACCGCCGCCGCCGCCGAGCACCUAGAAGCACGUUCGACCUGCGACUCCUCACGCGACCAACAUCGAAUAGAACCACACUUUCUCCUAGCCACGUCCGUCCUAUCUUUAAGCUCGCUGCCGUCCAGCCUUUUGAGCAGCCCCGCCUCGCCGUGUCACGGGCCAACUUGCCUCCCUCGAGCCAAUUCUCCGCUGCAACUAUAUUCCCAAACGCGGUUUUGGCGAUGAUAUCCCUCCUCGGAUCUUCUAAAGAAGAAUUAUACUCUACCGACGAAUACCGCCCUUAUCUACCACGCAAUUAAGAGAUGUCGCAAAUCAGAUUCCCAACUGGUUUAAAUAUGUUAAACUGCCUCGGCUUUGGGCUUACCGGCAUAGCGUACCUACAAAAGACCUCCGGUACUGUCAUAAAAUUUCCUCAUGAAGGAACUGAGCGCGCCAUCGAUGUUGAGAGACGGAUCUACGAGCGAUUCCAGCAACACGGCGGACAUGAAGGUCUUCUGCUCUAUUAUGGUCCGUUCGAAAUUGGCAUCCAGCUAGAAUAUGCGAGCCUGGGUAGUCUUCGCGCAUACUUCGAAAUCCAUCAUAAGAUUGAUGCUAAGGACCGACUUCGAUGGAGCCAACAAAUUACUAGUGCGCUUGCCUUUGUUCAUUCGAUGAAUGUUAUUCAUGGGGAUCUUACGUGUCACAACAUUUCUUUGGACGACAACCAGAACGCGAAGCUUCUCGACUUUGGUGGUUCUUCAUUAGAUGGCUCUGAGCCGCUUAUUGCGGCGACGAACAGCCACAUGUGGCCUGGAGAUGACAACAAAUCACCUCAGGUCGAUAUCUUUGCACUUGGCUCCACUUUAUACGAAAUAUGGACCGGCAAACCCCCAUUCCACCAGCUCGAAUCUUGGGACCCAGAAAUCACCAACUCGUUCAAACGAUCAGAGUUUCCUGAGACGAAAAGUCUAGGACCAAUAGGCGACGUUAUUAGAGGGUGCUGGCAAGGCAGGUUCGCAAGUGCAGAUGAUGUUGUUAAAGCCAUAAACUCCUGCAGUAGAACCAGUCUUCUAACAUCCGUGGUGGAUUUUGUCUCUGCUCCACCCGUCCGCGAGACAACCAUGGGACUACACAGUCCAGGGCGUCCGAAGAAGAUAGCCAGCCGAAACUCACUGGUCAUGGAUGGAAGGAAAGGCCAAUCGCGGAAGGUCUGAGUAUGUGGGAAUUGCCUGGUGGCGAAUCCUCCGUACCCUGCCGCGUAACGAAGAAGAAAGCUGCGACAGAAUCAGGGACGGAGGACAAGCGCGAGAAACGACUGCCGGGAUUCAAGG